This is a messenger RNA of Drechmeria coniospora, 2433 nucleotides long. Its product is annotated as C2H2 transcription factor Swi5. The transcript has a single exon. The record is from RefSeq and is a predicted model, not a curated record. Lineage: Eukaryota; Fungi; Ascomycota; Sordariomycetes; Hypocreales; Ophiocordycipitaceae. Bases 1 to 2433 code for a protein of 810 amino acids. Gene Ontology annotation, cellular component: nucleus. Gene Ontology annotation, molecular function: DNA-binding transcription factor activity, RNA polymerase II-specific; RNA polymerase II cis-regulatory region sequence-specific DNA binding. Gene Ontology annotation, biological process: regulation of transcription by RNA polymerase II.
AUGCUGUCCAAUUCAUCGAGCAGUCUUCACGCCAGGCAGAGGCAACACCGCCGCCAAAACUCGACCCCCUCUGCCUUUGAGGGCGUGAAGAUGCCCGUCCUGCCCAACGCCAACCAUCGACAAGCCGCCGGCCACCGCCACCGCCGCGGCCUCAGCCUCGACACACGACGACAACAGAUCAUGUCCCGGCAGGACUACAAGGUAGGAAUGAACUCUAACCACACAGCACCACAUCUGCAGCAUCACGUUCUGCGAGAAGCGCAGCAGCAAAGCAUCCAAGCACGCCCGGGCACACAACAGCAGCAGCAACAGCAACAACAACAGCAACAACAACAGCAACAGCAGCAGCAGCAGCAGCAGCAGCAGCAGCACUACGCCUCUCUGGUGUCAGACCAAGGCCACAACUACCUCAUCUCACCGCAUGCAACGCCGCAGGUUCAUCGGUUCGACUCGGCAUGUUUCGACAGCCCCGCCGUACCCUUCGACCCCUACGGCGCUCAGCUCGGCUUGAUGAUGCAGAAGAACCAGGAGAGCUAUGCAGGCAACAUGGCCGAGACGAAGGAGUUUGACCUCUACACCAAUGAUGGUUCCCUCUCCACUCCCGCGUUUAUCAAUUUUCCCGAAAGUCCCUCCGGCCAAGGCUGGUACUCUGAGGGAGCCUCUCGCAGGAGCUCGCGGAGGAUCAGCAACGGCAUCAUGGAUCGAGUGACCAAAUUCGAGAGCCUCGGCCUGGAGGAGAUUCCGAGGCCGAUGACACCCCCGAACCAGAAUGUACCCAGUAAGUCGUCUCGAAUGGGGAGCCGAACCUCCAAGAAGAAAAGUCUCACAGCUAGCCUAGACCACUUCCCUCCUACACCGAUGGAGACGCCUCACGGUCGGCUGGCGAAGCAAGAAGCACGACCUGAGAGGUUCAACGACGACUACGAUGAGUCGAUGGAGGAAACCAUCAAGCCGCAACGCAGCCGAUCAAACCAGGGGGCGCAAAACAUCUUUCACGAGUUGCGCCAGCAGGCGGAGGGUGGCUCCCCUGCGGGUGCGAGUCCUUCGAGGCCGGGCAACCUGCCCGUCGCAAAAUCGUUGGGAGACAUGGGAAAGCUGCAGGCCACCGACUUUAUGAACAUGAGCACGUUGCGAAACGAAUUUGUCAAGAUGGAGGGGGGAUUCGGCGGGCUUCCGUACGAGUCGACGUCGGAACUCUCGCACAACUCAACACCCGACCCGCAGCAGAUGGCGCGUUUCAUGGCAGGCUUCGACGACAAGGCCGAGCUGCAGUUCUCCGGGCCGGCCGAUGGGCGCGGCCAAGGAUCCGACUCGCCGCCGACCCGCGGCUUCUCGCACCGGAGAACCGAGUCUCUCGCCAGCAUCACGAGCGCAGCCAGCAUCGCGAGCAUCAACAUCGAGGAGACCAAAACGGAGACGGGCGUGACGAUGGAGGAGAUUUCGCAGUACAUCCGCGGGCCCGAAACGACGGACGGCAAGUGGACCUGCCUCUUCGAUGAUUGCGGAAAGAUGUUUGGGCGCAAGGAGAACAUCAAGUCCCACGUGCAGACUCACCUCAACGACCGGCAGUACCAGUGCCCGACGUGCCAAAAGUGCUUCGUUCGCCAGCACGACCUCAAGCGGCACGCCAAGAUCCAUACCGGCAUCAAGCCGUAUCCGUGCGAGUGCGGCAACAGCUUCGCCCGCCACGAUGCCCUGACGAGACACCGCCAGCGAGGCAUGUGCAUUGGCGCCUUUGACGGCAUCGUCCGCAAGGUCGUGAAGCGCGGCCGGCCAAGGAAGAACCGUCCUGAUCUGGAAACGAGAUUGGAGAAAUCGUCCCGGCAGAGGAGGAAGAACAUGUCGGUCAGCUCCAUGUCGUCCUUUUCCGGUUACUCGGAUAGCUCCGCGCCCAACUCGCCCGACGCCCACGGAUUCGACCUGCUCGACGACAUGGCGGGGGAAGCUGUCAGCUGUCUACCCCGGUCGGGACCGGGAGCGACGGGGUCAUCAUCGUCGGCGCCGAUGCCGCUCAUGAUGCCCGUCGCCCUGGCGACCGACAUGGCUCGCUCACCGUCAGCCGCCAGUGUCCACUCGUACGUGUCUCCCGAAGCAAUCAUGGAGAAGACCAUGUCCAACCCGGCGACGCCGGCGAGGAGCAUCGCCAGCCAUUACACAACCCCUCCGGAGCUGUCGCAGUCUUCGUCGCCGCCGCCCGCGCACUUCUUCGACCUCGACGCAGGCGCGACAGCGGGUGCCGAUGAGCUCGUCGCGCUCUCGGGCAACGGCAUGCCCCUUGGCCUCGAGGACGACGACUUGCUUCUCCAGUUUACCCACGACGACAACCUCGUUCCGCUAGACCGUGACCAGAACAUGCUUAUGAUGAACAAGCUCGACGACGAAUUUGACAAUGCCAUGUUCGACAGCGACGACAUGUUCUUUGGAAGCACGUAA